GAAGCAGAGCUGUGCGGCCGGGACGCCGCCGUGGAGCCCCCGCCUCCUUGCCUCCUGGCCGCUGCGUGGGGAACCUGGAUCGCGGCGGCGCCGCGUUCCCCUGAUGCUCCCCGGCGGGCGGCGGCGGCGGCGGCGGCAGAGGCGGCAGGAGGAUGACCUCUCCCCGGGAGCGAGGCGCCGACCUGGCCCGUUUCUACACUGUCACCGAGCCCCAGCGACACCCGAGGGGGUACACAGUGUAUAAGGUCACCGCCCGGGUUGUUUCACGAAGAAAUCCAGAGGAUGUCCAGGAGGGAGAAUCCUGAACCAACCUAUCCAUGAACAUACUCUCUGCCAUUUCCUUAAUCCUUUUUUGGGGAACACUCUUUUAUAAUAACAACUGUUGGUGACUCAUUCAUCAGAAAACUCUUAUAAUUGUAUGGAAGAGAUACAGUGAUUUUAAGAAACUACAUAAAGAACUAUGGCAAAUUCACAAAAACUUAUUCAGACAUUCAGAAUUGUUUCCUCCAUUUGCUAAAGGAAUAGUGUUUGGUCGAUUUGAUGAAACUGUUAUUGAAGAGAGAAGACAGUGUGCUGAAGAUCUGCUACAGUUCUCUGCCAAUAUUCCAGCUCUUUACAACAGUAAACAGCUUGAAGAUUUUUUUAAGGGUGGAAUAAUUAAUGAUGGUUCUGAAUUGAUUGGUCCUGCUGAAGCUCACUCGGAUUCCUUCAUUGAUACCUUUCCUGAGUGUAGUACAGAGGGCUUCUCCAGUGACAGUGAUCUGAUAUCUCUUACUGUUGAUGUGGAUUCUCUUGCUGAGUUAGAUGAUGGAAUGGCUUCCAAUCAGAAUUCUCCCAUUAGAACUUUUGGUAUCAAUGUUUCUUCGGAUUCUUCAGCACUAGGGGCUGUUGCUUCUGAUAGUGAACAGAACAAAACAGAAGAUCGGGAAAGUCGUAGCCUCUUUCCUGGGAGCUUAAAAUCCAAGCUUGGCAAGAAAGAUUAUUUGGAGAAAGCAGGAGAAUUAAUAAAACUGGCAUUGAAAAAGGAGGAGGAAGACGACUAUGAAGCUGCUUCUGAUUUUUAUAGAAAGGGAGUUGAUUUACUCCUAGAAGGUGUUCAAGGAGAGUCAAGCCCUACCCGUCGAGAAGCUGUGAAGAGAAGAACUGCAGAGUACCUCAUGCGGGCAGAAAGUAUCUCUAGUCUUUAUGGAAAACCUCAGCUUGAUGAUAUACCUCAGGUUUUACUUAUAAUGGACACAAGGACAGAACAGACAUUCAUUUUAAAAGGUCUAAGGAAAAGCAGUGAAUACAGCAGGAACAGAAAGACCAUCAUCCCCCGCUGUGUGCCCAACAUGGUGUGUCUGCAUAAGUACAUCAUCUCUGAGGAGUCGGUAUUUCUUGUGCUGCAGCAUGCGGAAGGUGGCAAACUCUGGUCACAUAUCAGUAAAUUUCUAAACAGAAGUCCUGAAGAAAGCAUUGACAUCAAGGAAAUAAAAAAAUCUUCACUUACCAAAGUACACCUUGAACAGCCAACUUCUAGUCCACAGGACAGUAGCAGCUUUGAAUCCAGAGGAAGUGAUGGUGGAAGCAUGCUUACAGUUCUACCUUUGAAGACUAGUCUUACUCCAAGUUCUCAAGAUGAUAGCAACCAGGAAGAUGAUGGCCAGGAUAGCUCUCCAAAAUGGCCAGAUACUGGUUCAAGUUCAGAAGAAGAAUGCACUACUAGUUAUUUAACAUUAUGCAAUGAAUAUGGGCAAGAAAAGAUUGAACCAGGGUCUUUGAAUGAAGAGCCCUUCAUGAAGACUGAAGGAAAUGGUGUUGAUUCCAAAGCUAUUAAAAGCUUCCCGGCACACCUUGUUACUGACAGUGACAGUCCCAGCACUCAGCUGAGAGCUCAUGAGCUGAAGUUCUUCCUGGAUGAUGACCCAGAAGCAGUUAGUUCUCCAAGAACAUCAGAUUCCCUCAGCAGAUCGAAAAACAGCCCCAUGGAAUUCUUUAGGAUAGACAGUAAGGAUAGCACAAGUGAACUCCUGGGACUUGAUUUUGGAGAAAAAUUGUAUAGCCUAAAAUCAGAACCUUUGAAACCAUUCUGUACCCUUUCAGAUGGAAAUGGCACUUCCAGGAGUUUUAAUACUAGUGAAAACAAGAUAGAAUUUAAAAUUCAGGACACCAUUAGCAGGGGCUCAGAUGACUCAGUACCAGUUAUUUCAUUUAAAGAUGCUGCUUUUGAUGAUGUCAGUGGUACUGAUGAAGGAAGACCUGAUCUUCUUGUAAAUCUACCUGGUGAACUGGAGCCAACAAAAGAAGUUGCAGCAAUGGGACCUACUAAGUUUACACAGACUAAUAUAGGCAUAAUAGAAAGUAAACUUUUGGAAGCUCCGGAUGUCUUAUGUCUCAGGCUUAGUACUGAACAAUGCCUAGCACAGGAAGAGAAAAGCACAGAGGAACUGAGUGAUUCCUCUAGGCCGAAAUCCCAUAGUCUGACAGAGAAACACUAUGCACAGGAGGAUCUUGGGAUGUUAUUUGUAGCAGCUGUUGAUCAUAGUAGUUCAGGAGACAUGUUGUUACACAGCUCAGAUCCUAAGUUACAAGAGCUUGGAGUAGUUGAGUCAGCUGUAACUGCAAACAACACAGGAGAAAGCGUAUUCCAUAUUUCUAAGCCUCUCUCAGGUGCUAAUGAAUAUAUUGCAAAUACAGACACCUUAAAAACAGAAGAAGUGUUUCUAUUUACAGAUCAAGCUGCUGAUUUGGCUAAAGAGGAACCAACUUCUUUUUUCCAGAGAGACUCUGAGACUAAGGGAGAAAGUGGGUUAGCACUAGAAGGAGACAAGGAAAUACAUCAGAUUUUUGAGGACCUUGAUAAAAAAUUAGCACUAAACUCCAGGUUUUACAUCCCAGAGGACUGCAUUCAAAGAUGGGCAGCUGAAAUGGUGGUAGCCCUCGAUGCUUUACAUAGAGAGGGAAUUGUGUGCCGCGAUUUGAACCCAAACAACAUCUUAUUGAAUGAUAGAGGACACAUUCAGCUAACGUAUUUUAGCAGGUGGAGUGAGGUUGAAGAUUCCUGUGACAGCGAUGCCAUAGAGAGAAUGUACUGUGCCCCAGAGGUUGGAGCAAUAACGGAAGAAACUGAAGCCUGUGAUUGGUGGAGUUUGGGUGCUGUCCUCUUUGAACUUCUCACUGGCAAGACUCUGGUUGAGUGCCAUCCAGCAGGAAUAAAUACUCACACUACUUUGAACAUGCCAGAAUAUGUCUCUGAAGAAGCUCGCUCACUCAUUCAACAGCUCUUGCAGUUCAACCCUCUGGAACGACUUGGUGCUGGAGUUGCUGGUGUUGAAGAUAUCAAAUCUCAUCCAUUUUUUACCCCUGUGGAUUGGGCAGAACUAAUGAGAUGAAUAUAAUGCAGGGUUAUCCUUGCACAUUCUCAUCUCUGUGACAGGCAUCACCAGCACAGAGGCAGCCCUGCCUCACAGCUGCAUAUGGAGCACCAAAGCAUUUGGAUUAGGAAAUGGGAAAAGGCCAAAAGAGAACAAUUCAUUUAUUCUGUUACUGUCUAGACAAGAUAUUAACUAAUUUUGCCAGGGGCUGUUACUUAAUACCAAGGUAUGACCUUAAUUUAAUCUACAUUUAGUAUUGCAGAUGAAUUGUAAACACAACUGGAAGAGUUUCUUCUUCAAGAAGUUCCUCUGAUAUGAAGCUCUAAGUGUAGAAUUAAAUUUUAUUUGAGGGAAGGACCUUUACAUGGCAGCUAACAGAACUUUCUGCUAACCAGGAUUGGUUUAUGUGAUCAAGUUAAUAUUUGCUUAAUAAUAUACUAAAAGUGCUUCAUGAACAAUGUCAUAUAUGGAGCUUAAAAAUGAGAAAAAAAAGAAUAUACAUAUAAUGUCUGACAGAAAAUCUGUACCAUGAUGCUGUAUAAUUAAUGUAUGUUGAAUGUGGUCCCACAUUACUUCUGAGAAGAACACGCUCCAUGUCCUCAGCUUUGUAUACUGUUGGCUGAUACUGCAUAUUUAGAGAAGAGUUCAUCUGAAUCCUCUCUCUUCAGCAUCAUCUUUCCAUUUCCUGCACCCUUUGCUUAUUCUGUCAUAUUCUAUUCUUCCUACUCUUGCUAACACACAUGCAACAAAAAAGGGAAGGGAGUCUUAAUUUUCCCAAAUUGUAUCAACCUUAUAAGGACUAAGAAGUCAUGCUGUAAAAUAAACAUGGCAAAACAUUA
Messenger RNA from Carlito syrichta (Philippine tarsier), 4192 nucleotides. It is a transcript of the gene RPS6KC1, whose product is annotated as ribosomal protein S6 kinase C1. Bases 813 to 3371 code for a protein of 852 amino acids. The record is from RefSeq and is a predicted model, not a curated record. The transcript is spliced from 15 exons. NCBI's taxonomy places the organism in Eukaryota, Metazoa, Chordata, Mammalia, Primates, Tarsiidae. Gene Ontology annotation, cellular component: early endosome. Gene Ontology annotation, molecular function: protein kinase activity; phosphatidylinositol binding; ATP binding. Gene Ontology annotation, biological process: protein phosphorylation.